This is a messenger RNA of Anoplopoma fimbria (sablefish), 4356 nucleotides long. RefSeq names its product Janus kinase 2b (gene jak2b). Lineage: Eukaryota; Metazoa; Chordata; Actinopteri; Perciformes; Anoplopomatidae. The coding region runs from base 134 to 3496 and encodes 1120 amino acids. Gene Ontology annotation, biological process: cell differentiation; intracellular signal transduction; hemopoiesis. The transcript has 24 exons. The record is from RefSeq and is a predicted model, not a curated record. Gene Ontology annotation, cellular component: cytosol; cytoskeleton; membrane. Gene Ontology annotation, molecular function: histone binding; non-membrane spanning protein tyrosine kinase activity; ATP binding.
UGUGUGUGUGUGUAUGUGUGUGUGUGUGCUAACUAGCUGUCAAACUCUUGCGCUGGCCUAGCCAGCUAGCAGCAGGCUAGCUGGCUAGCUUUGGCUGCACGCCUGGCUCAUCUCCCAAAGUAUCGUGUUGUUGAUGGCCUCCCUGCCAGCCAUGGACACUGUGACUGACACAUGCCCUGCGGUGCACCAAAAUGGGACUGCCCAUCGGGAAUCUCAAAACACAAGGCCAGCCGCUGCUGUUCUGAAGAUUAAUUUCUACCACAGCAGCCAAGGAUCGGCCGACAGCAGCUUCCUCGGCUACCCACCGGGGGACUAUGUGGCUGAGGAGCUGUGUAUAGAUGCAGCCAAGGCAUGCAGUAUAUCACCUCUCUACUGCAACCUUUUUGGUCUCUUCCGAGAGCGAGACAGCUUGUGGUUUUCACCCAACCACAUCUUCCAGCUUGACGAACUGGCCUCUGAAGACGUGUUUUUCAGAAUAAGGUACUACUUCCCUUGUUGGUACAGUAGCGGGGCUUCCAGAGCGUAUCGAUAUGGGGUUUCCAAGGGGUCAGAAAGCCCCGUGCUUGAUGACUGUGUAAUGUCAUACCUCUUCUCUCAGUGGAGGAAUGACUUUGUCAACGGCUUAGUGAAGAUCCCCAACUCCCAUGAAACUCAGGAAGAGUGCCUUGGCAUGGCUGUACUCGAUAUGACAAGAACAGCCAAGGAGAGACAGAUGUCUCCGCUGGACAUCUACCACACAACAAGCUACAAGUCCUUCUUGCCAAGAGAUAUGAGCGCUCAGAUCCAGGACUGCAACUUCUUGACACGCAAGCGAAUCCGAUUCCGCUUCAAGCGCUUCAUCCAGCAGUUCAGUCAGUGUCGGACCACAGCGCGCGACCUCAAGCUCAAGUACCUCAUCAGCAUGGAGUCCCUGGAGAAGUCCUUCUACACAGAGACCUUCCAGGUCAGGGAACCAACCAGUGGACAGCUCAUCAUCCUGGUGGCAGCCGACAGUGGCAUCCAGUGGUGUCGAGAGAAACUGAAAGAUUCUGAAGAGGAGCUGCAGACCUUGUGUGACUUCCCCGACGUCACUGACAUCAGCAUCAAACAGGCCAGCAAGGAGGGUGCUGUGGAGAGUCGGGUGGUCACCAUCAACAAACAAGACGGCAAGAAUCUGGAGCUGGAGUUCCUCAGUCUGUCUGAAGCCCUCUCCUUUGUGUCCCUCAUUGAUGGCUACUAUCGGCUUACCACAGACGCACAUCACUACCUUUGUAAAGAAGUGGCUCCUCCCAGACUGGUGGAGGCCAUCGCUUCCCAUUGCCAUGGCCCCAUCUCAAUGGAAAUUGCCAUCAAUCGGCUCCAUAGGUGCGGAAACAAACAAGGAUUGUACAUUUUGAGAUGUAGCCCUAAAGAGUACAACAAGUAUUUUCUGACUUUCCCUGUUGAGGUGUACGAUGCUUUAGAAUACAAGCACUGCCAGAUAACCAGGUCUGUCAACGGGGAGUUCAACCUCAGUGGAACCAAAAGAAACUUUAGCAGCUUGCAGGAGCUUCUCAGCUGCUACCAAAAGGAAACUGUGCGCUCUGACAGCUUCAUUUUCCAAUUCAGCAAGUGCUGUCCACCUAAAUCCAAAGAAAAGUCCUGCCUCCUUGUGUGUAGGAGUAACAAGGGCUCCGAAGUGCCUCUCUCUCCGUCUCUACAUCGACACAACAUCAGUCAGAUGGUGUUUCACAAGAUCAGGAAAGAAGAUCUGGAAUUUAUGGAGAGUCUGGGCCAAGGGACAUUUACCAAGAUCUUCAAAGGGGUCCGCAAGGAGCUGGGAGAUUAUGGACUCGUUCACCAAACAGAAGUUGUCAUGAAAGUCCUGGAACAAGCCCACAGGAACUACUCUGAGUCUUUCUUUGAAGCUGCCAGCAUGAUAAGCCAGUUGUCCCAUAAGCACCUGAUACUAAACUAUGGGGUGUGUGUUUGCGGAGAAGAAAAUAUCAUGGUGCAGGAGUUUGUGAAGUUUGGUUCGCUGGACACCUACCUGAAGAAGAACAAGAACUUGAUAAACAUCCUGUGGAAGCUGGAGGUGGCUAAGCAGCUGGCCUGGGCCAUGAACUUCCUGGAAGAAAAGCACCUUGUCCACGGGAAUGUAUGCGCUAAGAACAUUCUUCUGAUCAGAGAAGAAGACCGGAGGGCGGGGAACCCCCCCUUCAUCAAACUGAGUGACCCUGGCAUCGGCAUCACUGUCCUUCCCAAAGAAAUCCUGAUUGAGAGGAUCCCGUGGAUUUCCCCUGAGUGUGUCGAGGACCCUGCCAACCUGAGCAUGGCUGCAGACAAGUGGAGCUUUGGCACCACACUAUGGGAGAUCUGCAGCGGUGGAGAGAAACCUUUAGCAACACUGGACAACUCUAAGAAAACCUUGUUCUAUGAGGACCACCACCAGCUUCCUGCACCAAAAUGGACAGAACUGGCGAAUCUGAUCACCAGCUGCAUGGACUACGAGCCUUCGUUCAGGCCCACGUUUCGUGCCGUCAUCCGUGACCUCCACAGCCUCUUCACACCAGACUACGAGUUGAUCGUGGACAGUGACAUCCUGCCAAACAGGACCGUGGGCUUGGGCUGGUCCACCGGGGUCUUUGAGAGUCAGGAGCCGGCUCAGUUUGAAGAGAGACACCUCAUAUUCUUACAGCUGCUGGGCAAGGGAAACUUUGGCAGCGUGGAGAUGUGCCGAUAUGACCCGCUUCAGGACAACACGGGAGAGGUCGUGGCUGUGAAGAAACUCCAGCACAGCACCGCAGAGCACAUACGAGACUUUGAGCGAGAGAUUGAGAUCCUGAAAUCUCUGCAGCACGAGAACAUCGUCAAGUACAAAGGCGUUUGCUACAGUGCAGGACGACGAAAUCUCCGCCUCGUCAUGGAAUAUCUGCCCUUUGGAAGUCUGCGAGACUAUCUCAUGAAACACAAGGAGAGGAUCGACCACAAGACGCUUUUGCAUUACACUUCACAGAUAUGCAAGGGUAUGGAGUACCUGUCGAGUAAGCGGUAUAUCCACAGAGACCUGGCGACGCGUAAUAUCCUCGUGGAGAGUGAGCUGAGGGUAAAGAUCGGGGAUUUCGGCCUCACCAAAGUUCUGCCUCAGGACAAAGAGUACUACAUGGUCAAAGAGCCAGGAGAGAGUCCCAUAUUCUGGUAUGCUCCCGAGUCUCUGACUGAGAGCAAGUUCUCUGUGGCUUCGGACAUCUGGAGCUUUGGAGUGGUGCUUUAUGAGCUCUUCACCCACGGCGACAAGAACUCCAGCCCUCCAGCAGUUUUUAUGUCCAUGAUGGGGAAUGACAAGAAGGGACAGCUGAUCGUCUAUCACCUCAUUGAGCUCCUCAAGUCAGGCAGCAGGCUGCCUCAACCUCUGGGGUGUCCGCCAGAGAUACAUGAGAUCACGGAGGACUGCUGGGACAACGACCCCGUCGAGCGUCCUUCUUUCAAGCAGCUUGCUCUUCGCAUAGACCUGUUCAGGGACAGUAAGGAGUUUUAGACAGAAGAAUCACCCAAAGUGCCGUGCUCCUCUUCAACCGAAUCGCUCUUAAAAUUGCUGCCCUGUUUGUGACAAAGGGGCAAAGGCCAAAACGAGAUCCUUCUGCUGAGUGCCAGCUGAAUGCAGGGUUGUGACUGGAAGAGCGGUGGUUCGAAACUAAGACCAGCUCAGAAACUACUGCCAAGGUGCCUUUAAGCAAGGCAUUCAACGCCCAUUUCUAUAGUGGGGCCGGCACUGGGGAGACAGCAGAACAGAAAUGGAGGCUUGGAUGCAAAGAACUGUUGAGGGAGAUGUUUGUUUGGUCAAAGAUCCUGGAUAAAGUUUUACAGGAAGAGUUCAAGAGUUUGUGGAGACUGAGUAGAUAAUUGCCAGGCCUAAAGCUAGAGAUGCUUGUGUGAAACAAGCUCUCUCUGUUUGCGUGUUAGUGUCUGUCUCUAUGUGUGUGUGUGUGUGUGUGUGUGUGUGUGUGUGUGUGUGUGUGUGUGUGUGUGUGUGUGUGCGUGCGUCUGUGUAUCUGUAUGAUUGUUUGUGUGUGUGCGAGAGUGUGUGUUGUGUCUUUAUAAACGGCUAGCAGGGCUAGCUCUCGCCAUCAUCUUUUCCCCUCACCUGAAGAGAAAUUGUCUCAUAGAGCGGAGUGUUUUUUUAUGUAUGUGUGUAUAUACCCACAGUAUAAUGGUGUACAUAUGUCAAGAAAAAUUUUAUAAUUUUAUAAAAUGAAAAUAUAGUAAAGUACUAUAUUUGAACUAUGAGCAAGAUGUCAGUAUUAAUGAAGUAUAUACAAAGAUGAUUAAAAAAAAUCUGUUAUUGUUUAUGUUUUUAUUGUGAGAGGUGGUGUGAAAAUUAAAGAACAGUUUAAUUAA